Fonsecaea multimorphosa CBS 102226 is the source of this 300-nucleotide messenger RNA. RefSeq lists its product as uncharacterized. Lineage: Eukaryota; Fungi; Ascomycota; Eurotiomycetes; Chaetothyriales; Herpotrichiellaceae. The coding region runs from base 1 to 300 and encodes 99 amino acids. The record is from RefSeq and is a predicted model, not a curated record. The transcript has a single exon.
AUGAAGCAGACACACAGUUACACAGCCUCCCAUUACGUGAAUGAGAACGGCUUCCCCUUAAGCUGGAUGUGCCGUUGCUGUAUCACCAGUGGUGCCACCAGUGGCUUAAGGGAUGAAAUCGAAGAGCAUCACUUGCGCACCAAAGUUCAGCCUGGCAAGAUCAUCGGUCGCCCUGCUGGGCAUGUCGCAUACCCCAAGCGAGCAACCAUGCAAUACCAGCCGCAAUCCCCCGACACGACGCAGCAGAAUUCGCAGACAGGCGAGCAGAAGGAGGCGACUGAAUCGACGUCGCACUCUUGA